AUUCUUGAUAAGCUUCAACAGCAACGGCACAUCAGGGCAAAUACCCAACCGUAUUGUUACUGUUCUGGAUUACUGCGGAGGCGCAUGACCUGUAACCCAUGGAGAACGACUCUCCAAACGUCGACGGCAAGACCUCGACCCCCCAGAUGUCGCAUUUCAACAUUGUGACGCCCGGCCGGCGAGCGAUAAGCGCUGAGCCCCCCAGCCGCCAUUCAAUCCGCACGCCGGGCAGCCAGGGGCGGAACACGGCCAACCUCCAGCGACAGGCCGGGCUCUCCGCCUCGGGGAGGAAAGUCAACGCCGCCACGACACCCCACGGCCGGGCGGCCAUCCGCGCCCUGGACUCGCGGCGAGCCGCGAUCUUCACCCCGCACCGCGACCGGCGGCGCAGCUUGCGGGCGCAGCGCGAGACCCCGCGCGACGACCUGCGGGGCCUCAGCAGGCUCCUGGCGAAGGAGUCGCGGCCCGUGCCCUCGUCGUCGUCGCCGCGCACCGCCGUCAAGUCCGAGAGCGCCGCCAGCGUCGUGCUCUGGGAGGACGAGGAUGACGACGAGCGCCCGCUCAGGGCCCCGCGCCUGUCCCUGCCGAUCGACGUCGACGACGACGAUGAUAGCUACCUGCGGCCGCAUCGCUCCGCCGGCCUGGAGGACGACAACUUCACGAUGCAGUCCAUCGAGAUGCCCCGCCGCGCGCUCAGCGAGCAGGCGCCUAACAGGCUGUCCCUCGCGAGCGUCCGGGUGAGCGAUUUCCACGCCGAGAACGCCUUCCGCAGCGACGAUGUCGGGAUCGACUCGGCCUUCUUCCCGCCUCGGCAUGCCAUUGACGAGGAUGGGAUUAUGUUUGAUGCGCAGGAGGACGUCACAUACGAAAGGAUUGACGAAGAAGACGCCCGGCGCGAGACAGCGCGCGAAAGCGACUUUGGCAUCGCUGUACCCGUGGAGGGCAACGAGAGCACAUUCGUGAUUACGGCGCAAGCCGAGGAGUUACGCUCGCCGGUUCAGCAGCCUCCAGAAUUUGACGACUAUCCCACGGCGCACUUCGAUUCUGGCGGAGAAGAUGACGACGGCGACGACGACGAUGUUGUUCAAGAGGACCUGCAGGAGGACGUCCAAGAGCAGUUUGAAAUGGAGACGGCAACGGCAGGAGCGGAUGCCGCACAGCGGAGGAAAAAGAAGAAACCGGGCGUCAAGACCUCGAAGCACGGCAUCCCUUACCCGUCCCUGCCUGCUGGGGUGGUAAAGCGGCUUGCCCAGACCUUUGCGCAGUCGGGCGGGGCCAGAGGCAAGAUCAGCUCCGAUACCCUGGCCGCGGUGAUGCAGGCGUCUGACUGGUUCUUUGAGCAACUGGGCGACGAUCUGCAGGCUUACGCAAAACAUGCGGGGAGGAAGACGAUCGACGAGAGCGACAUGCUCACGUUGAUGAGAAGACAGCGCCAGAUCGGCUCUUCCACAACGCCGUUUUCCCUAGCGCAACGGCACCUACCCCGGGAACUGCUACAACAGCUUCGCAUGCCUCCGCCAGCGCCCCUGAAGAAGGGACGCAAGACUAAACCUUCAGAGGCGGAUCAGGGCUGAGGCGUAAUGUGGAUUCGAGGAGAGUUGAUAUCCGAGGUUCCCAGCCUGUGUACCAAGACUACCAGGUCUUGUUCAUCCGAACGCGCCGAGCCACGUCGGUCGGCGGCUUCUUCGCCACCAUGUAGAACAUUAUCGAUGUUGCUACAGCAAGACCGUACCUGCUUCCGUCAGCAACGAGUCCGGGCCGGGACGGAGGCGAG
Messenger RNA from Phialemonium atrogriseum, 1774 nucleotides. Its product is annotated as putative histone-fold domain protein. Gene Ontology annotation, biological process: replication fork processing; resolution of meiotic recombination intermediates. The transcript has 3 exons. The record is from RefSeq and is a predicted model, not a curated record. Gene Ontology annotation, molecular function: protein heterodimerization activity; chromatin binding. The coding region runs from base 99 to 1574 and encodes 491 amino acids. Gene Ontology annotation, cellular component: FANCM-MHF complex. NCBI's taxonomy places the organism in Eukaryota, Fungi, Ascomycota, Sordariomycetes, Cephalothecales, Cephalothecaceae.